AUCAGACCGGAAGUGAUCGUUUGUUCCGUGAGGUGAAGAUCAGCAGUAGAAGACAAACGUAAACAUUAAGAUGGCUCACAGGCUCCUGCUCCGUAGAAUUUGGACGCUGUCUUCGAAAGAGAUCCGCUGCCUCCCGUCCUCCACUGCCUCCGUCGCCUCCUCCUCUUUCUCCUCCUCCUCUUUCUCCACCUCCCUGCAGUCCAACACACCCCGGGGGCUCCUCCUCUCUCCAUCACGCACCCUUCCUCACACCUUCAGCCGGGCCGUCUCCUUCAAUGUCCAGGACCACGACGACUUCACAGAGAGGGUCAUCAACAGCGAGCUGCCCGUGCUCGUCGACUUCCACGCACAGUGGUGUGGUCCCUGUAAGAUCCUCGGGCCGAGGCUGGAGAAGGCGAUAGCGAACCAGAAAGGCCGCGUUGCCAUGGCGAAAGUUGACAUCGACGAUCACACAGACCUCGCUAUUGAAUACGGGGUGUCUGCUGUCCCGACAGUCAUCGCCAUACGCGGGGGGGACGUCGUCGGCCAGUUUGUCGGGAUCAAAGACGACGACGAGCUGGAGUCGUUUGUCAGCAAAGUCCUUGAAAAGUGAAGCAUCCGUCCCCGCCCCCCCCCCACUCACCAACAUACUUCUUCUUUCUUUUGUACGACUCCAAC
This is a messenger RNA of Limanda limanda (common dab), 657 nucleotides long. It is a transcript of the gene txn2, whose product is annotated as thioredoxin 2. Gene Ontology annotation, biological process: cell redox homeostasis. Bases 71 to 592 code for a protein of 173 amino acids. The record is from RefSeq and is a predicted model, not a curated record. NCBI's taxonomy places the organism in Eukaryota, Metazoa, Chordata, Actinopteri, Pleuronectiformes, Pleuronectidae. The transcript has 4 exons. Gene Ontology annotation, molecular function: protein-disulfide reductase activity. Gene Ontology annotation, cellular component: mitochondrion.